AUGUCAGCCACCCCAGACCGCUUCAGGCGCUUCCAUGGGGGCACCGAUUCGGGAGAUGCGUCCUGCGAGUAUCCACCCCACAGCGACCUUGCCAGGGUCCAUAUCCAGGAUAGUACCAGCAGCUCCACGCCAUCGGAGGAUUUUUCCCAAUAUUUUGACUUUGAUGCGUUCCCGGAUGGUGAUCAAGUGACGGAUGUAACCAUCCAGUCCGAUGUCCCCUCGGAAGUGAAGCACAUCGCCAGACGCAGAGUCCAGACAUCGGCUGCUCCCGCCGCCCCUGUGCCCAACCACGAUGAUGAUUGUGCCAUGCCAGACGCCCCAUCCCUGGACCCUCAGCCCUCCUCACCUCAGCUUCCCCACGUCUGGCCGAGGCUCGUGGAUCCCCAGCCCCCACGAGACCAGAGCAUCCAGGUCGAGACAUCGCCCUCACCACCACCCUCCAGCGAUAUGGGACAGUCCCGGGCUACCUCGUCUCCAAGCCAAAGGACUCGGACGGUCAAGAAUCCGGAAGAGACGAGCCAAGUUCGAGAGGUUGGAGCUUGCUACCGCUGCAGGAUGAACAAGGCCGUGUGUAAACCCUCAUCGGUCUGUCCGGCGUGCCACAAGCGUCCUUUAUCCGACAUGGUGUGCAUCCGGAAAUCGCUGCGGGACAUGGUCACAGCAGUGCUCGCACGCUGGAACUGGAACGACCCCAAAUUCUUCAUGCCAGGCCGUGACCAGUUCGCUGCAGAUCGUCACAUCCUCGACAUUUCCUGCUCUGAUAGUACCGACAGUCCUCGGCUACCAGUAGUGGUCGGCCCCUUCAUCCUGCCGAAUCAAAAGGAGCAGGGCAAAUCAAGCGCUCCCCGUUUUGGAAUUGCACCAGACGACAAGCCUCAUGAGGAGGCGCUUUAUCAAUGGAUGGAGGAUCAUAUCCUGGCUGAGCGCAGAAGCGACUUUGAAGCUCAGAUGGACAAGCUUCUCGUCAAAUUUGUCCGCCGAUCACAGUCCACCAAGCCUUUGGAUGGCCAAUGUCCGCAGAUAUUCGAGACAUUGCUGUCGAAUCUUCUCAAGAUGCGGUGUAUGUGGAAGGUCUGGAGCUGCAAGCAAUUCUUCGUCUGGUCUGGACCCCGUUUGUUCCCCCUUGACUUGUCAUUCGCGUCAGUUCAAGACUCGCUUCGUCUGUACGCGGCCCAAGCCAUAUCAGAACUUGAACGGAAGAUAAUCCCUGAGAUCGAAUUGCAUCUCGUCAAAAAAGAGAAAGAUGCAACCCGCCCGGCACCGGAAAUGCGAAGUCUCUGCAAUGUCUCAAAAUGGCUGUUGUUGUGGCAGGUCAUCUUGAUUUACCGUCAGUCGUUGAGCUUCGUGAUGGAACAACAACAAACAGAUGCUGCACCAUUGCCGAUAACUGGUUAG
Chaetomium strumarium is the source of this 1395-nucleotide messenger RNA. RefSeq lists its product as uncharacterized. The transcript has 3 exons. The record is from RefSeq and is a predicted model, not a curated record. The coding region runs from base 1 to 1395 and encodes 464 amino acids. Lineage: Eukaryota; Fungi; Ascomycota; Sordariomycetes; Sordariales; Chaetomiaceae.